AUGUCUACACCAAUGAGUACAAAACGAGCGAUGGCAUCAGUUCAAAAACGUAUUGAUAAUCAAACACAAAUAUAUCCACCAUUAGAUUAUUCAUUUCAUAAUGCACAACAACUUGAAGAUGCUGUUGUUGAACCUCGUGCCCCACAAAAUGGGCCGAAAUUAGUUAAACAAGGUGAUCGAUAUAAUUCCUAUGGUAUUAAUUUAAAUCAUAAUACUUUAAAUGGUCCUUUGGAAACAUUACCAGAUUUCCUACGAACAAUACUUGUUAAUCCAAAUGCUCUUUCAACAUUAGAUUUAUCAUUUAAUGUAUUUACAGAAAUUCCUAUAGUUGUCACACAAUUUCCUGCAUUGAAAUGUUUUUAUUUUCAUAAGAAUAUGCUGAGCGAUAUGACAGAAGUACAAAAACUUGCACCAUUGAAACAAUUAAAAUAUUUAACAUUGCAUGGCAAUCCAAUUGAAAUAACUGUGCCUUAUUUACGUUCAUAUAUUUUAGCUUUGUUACCCGGUUUACGUAGUUUAAAUUGUACACCUGUAACUAAAGGUGAUCGAAAAAUAAGUGAAGUAUGGGAAGGCAUGAAUAAACCAUUACUUCCAAACUAUACAAAUAAAAAACCGAUUGAAUAA
Messenger RNA from Adineta steineri, 624 nucleotides. The record is from the annotation of a GenBank genome assembly. NCBI's taxonomy places the organism in Eukaryota, Metazoa, Rotifera, Eurotatoria, Adinetida, Adinetidae.